AGUUCAGUUUACUGGUGGCCCGCGAUGAAGUUGCACGCACUUCAGCCGUGUUUCGUACCGUCGUCGUCGUCGUCGUCGUCGUCUUUACCGCCGCCGUCGUCGUUGUCGUUGUCGUCGUUACCGUUGGCCGUUGUCGAUCGAUUUCGGGUCGGUUGUGUCGUUCGCGAAACUACGUGCGCCCUGCACGGUAUGCAAUCCGUGCGUGGCGCAAAAACAACAUAUCGAGCCUGCGGCAGUGCCGGUGUGGUGUAGAAAUUAAAGCCCAAAUGGUGAAGAAAUACAAGCGGGAAUAUACAUAGAUACAUGUUGAUGCGGCUAAAUUAAGAGAAUAGGGAAGAAACAGACCCCAGACCCCUUGUUUCGGGUCUUUCACUUCCACGCAUCGCGUCCUCGACAUAUCCCUCACUCGCUCAUAUUCACGGUGUAAAGUGGCCAUAUCACAAUCACGACCGAAAACAUAUCCACCGCGUUCCACUUGACAUCCCCGGGCCGCCCGGACUGCCUCGGGGGUUUGGAAAAUAUUUUUGAUAGUGUGCUAUAUACAUAAUAUGCUCUGUGGUGUGUGCUUCUCGGGCUGCUACCGGGUCUGAAGACCGCACCGUCCUCAGACGCGCACCGUUACUGCCGGUGAGCAGAUCAAACCGCUCCUCCCCCUUCGCAGAGCUCCCGGGGACGCGAGUGUGAGUGACUGUGUGUUGUUAAAGUCGUCAGCUAGUUACUGCCAUCGCUGUGUUAAUCCUUAAACGCGACAUGUUGCGUAGUGCAAUUUGAACCUGCUUCAUCCUGUGAACAUCCGUUUCCCUUCAGCACUCGGUGUGUGUGUGCUUGUGUGUGUGUGGUGAAAAGCACAGCAACAACAAAUACGUGAUAACAGCGCAAGCAAGGAAACAUGCCGUUAAAGCUUCACCUUGCCCGUGCGUUCGUGAGAGGAUUAUAUAAUUACCAUAAUUGAAUAUAACACUUCUCGUAUCCCGGUGUGAGUGUGUGUGUGUGUGAAUGUUGUUAGCCGCUCGCGUACAUCCUCCGACGCUGCUAAUAGCACGCAUAACAAGCCAAGAAGGAAGUCUAAUGCUUCCCAUAUCCGCCCCACGUGUCCUUUGCGUGUUCUCCCACAAGCGCUCUCGUUUGACACAGAGGUAAAGCAAAAUCAACCGAGAGAAGGAACGAGAGAGAGAAAGAAAUACACAACACGUGAACGGUUAAGCUCGGUGUGUACCUCAAGUACUGCCGCAUCUCUCAUCCGGUGCUUGCUACUGGUUUUGGGUGCCGCGGAGGUCGCCCUUAACAACCAGCGCCAAGAGAGGGGGAGGAAAAACCACCCCUAAAGGCAAAUCUGCUUCGACCGACUUGAACCUGCCAAAAUCAUGGUGGGUGUAUGGUGCACGUGAGUGUGUGUCUGUGUACGGCACAACGUUUGCGUAUAACGGCGGGCGCGCCUCCAUUCGGGCAAAAAAGCGCGAACGAAAGAAAAAAAAGCCAUCCAGACUUUCGGCCAACCCCGAAAGACGAUAAAGGUGGCGCCACCGAGUGGGGGAGUGGGAGUGGGUGGAGGGGAAAGUGCGAAACGAUGCUUCAGUGAUUUAUGAUGCUCGCGUACGGUUGUGUUUUAUUUUUAAGGACGCAAGCAAGCAAGCCAGGUGAGGGCCGGUGUCGCUUGACGCACCGAAACACGCGUGCAAUAAACGCGUAGAAAACAAACGCCCAACAAACCGGGUAAAGGUCGGUUGUUGAUUUUAUGAAGCACUGGCAGCGUGUGACAUUUGCCCGGUACACAACUGUUGUGUUGAAUUGUGUUCAGCGGAAGGCUGUGGGUGCUGCUGCUGCCCAUCCGUAUUUGUUUUGCCCGAGGAGGCGAGCGCGCGGUGGUGCUGCGGUUAGUAGUGUGUAGGGAACGUCCUCUCUAAAACCGCACACACCGUUAAAGUGUACACUUUUUUUCCGUGUCCUUGGCGCCUUAACUGAAGCUGAACCCCUAGUUGUCGUUGCCGAUUUUCCUUCCGCGCGUCGUGAGUGCGUUUUGAAAAGUGUGUUGAGUCGUCGCGCGCGUUUUCCGUUUUGUGUCGCGCGUUCGUUCGUUUGUUCGCGCGUUUUCGGAAGGGAAGGAUAUACCAGCUGCACACACCCACACAUAUAGUUAAAGCAACAAAGCGGGGGGAAAUAAUUCAGUGCCGCCAAAAUCAAUACGUUCUGUGAUAAGGAAACAAGCUUCAAGCACCGGAAAAAAGAUAUAUCAAAACUUCUACCCCCCAAUCCGUUUUACAUCGGUUAAGUUUUGCAAAUCCGCUGUUAACUCCGUUGUUGCCCCGUUUUGGUCUUAUUCGGCUCGUACCAACAAAAAAAAAACCCCCCGAAACAAACGUGUUGUGUUUGGAAACGUAUUUUAUGCUACAAUCGUUACUUCAGAGCGUGUUACUUCAGUUCGGUUCGUGUGCCAGGCUUGAAGCUAUCUUUGCAAAGAACCACUUAGCCUCUCUUAGCCCUAUCUAAAGCGUUUUCCCAAGAUAACACUGCGCUGGCAGGGGGCGGGAAAACAUAAUUAAGUAAUCAGAACUAGCCGCUGACCGUGGCUUAUCUUUCAAACGGAAAACAAGGGAAGGACCGCGCUCGACCCUCAUCCAAGGAGGCGGCUGCCGUAAAUCGCACAGUGUGUUGCGUGCACGGAAGCGGAAUAAUUUAUACCACUCUCGCUGGCCAGCGUUCCACAGCCCCCGGUGCGCCGGUACGGUUAAUUGUUUUACCCAUCAAAAAUACUACGCUGAAUCAAGGACGGCGAAGAAGUAGCAGCAACAACAACAAAAAACACAGACGCAAUCGCCACACUUUCACCGCGACAGCAAGCGACUUAAAGUUUAUGACCGCCCAGCAUGAAAGCUCAUCAAAGCGUCGCGGAUUGAUGGCGUUGUUUGGCCGUUCAACGGGAGGUGCAAUUGUCGCUUGCGGUGUAGUUUAUGCGUGGCAGGUGUGAACAAACAAACAAAUAAACUAUCCACUGCAAGAACCAGUGGAAGAAAGAGCGUGGAAAGCGGCGGAGACGUGAACGAAAAAUAAAGAUAGGGGCAAAUUCCAUUGCUCUGUGUUUGCAUCGUCGGUUUGGAAGAAAAGAAGCUCCACAAAAAAGGGAAAAGUAAAGGUGUCGCCUGUGAGUUGGUGAGCGUCACUUGAGAAGUGAAGUGUUGAAUUUGUGUAACCUAUAAAUACGUAAAGAAGUGAAAAAUAUCGUUUGUUCGUCAUAUCAAAAAGCAACGAAAAAUAUCAAGUCAGAAAUAGUUUAUAUCACAUCGGAAAAGUGAAUCAUAUCAGUGCUGAGUCAGCUGUGUUGAUUUUAGUUGUUUUGGGGGAAGAAGCUGCCGAUGGAAAGUUUAAUUAGUGCACAAACCCUGCCCGUUGCCGAUGUGUGACGGCCGCUCGGAAAGCACAAAUUUAAAUCAACCGUACCGCAAUCAGUGGAACCAUUGUGUUUUUGGAGGCUCCCGACCGUAUACUAAACACAUACACAGUAGCAGCCACCGAUCCGUGCAGCUGAGCAGUUCUCUUCCGCCCAGCCAAGAUGGCGAUGGUAGUGUCGGGCCGGGCAAAGGCCGUCAUUGCCGCCUUUGUGUGCUUCUUCCUGCUCGGCAUCGUGCUGGUGACCGGCUCGACCAAGGGCUGGUUCGUGCCGAUGCGUUACAACGAACGGGUCGCCGCCCGGGUACAGAUCGACGAAGAGCUCGAGUCAACAGAUGAGUUCGGUGACGACUUUAAUUCGGAAAUGGUGUAUGAUCAAAGUGGUGAUGACGAUGGAUUCAAUGAGCCACCGAUGAUAUCGCCACCGCCGCCCGAGUACGGCUACCGGUUGAAGGGCGACAAGGGAGAACGGGGCACCAAGGGGGAGAGCAUACGGGGGCCACCGGGCCCACCGGGACCGCAGGGACCGCCGGGUCCACCGGGACCGCCGGGUGUAGCGGGCCCGAAGGGUGGCGGCGCAUUCGAUGGUGAUGGAUCUGGCGAUGAGCUGAAACGAUUAUCACAGCUCUACGACACACUGCCAAACAGAAAGCACGGAGGGCAAUGCUUCUGCAACGCAUCCCUCAUCAUCGAGGAGCUGAAAAUGGACAGCAAACUGCGCGAGUAUCUUCGCGGCCCACAGGGCAUGCCCGGCAAGGAGGGCAAGACGGGUUCUCCCGGUCUGACGGGCGUCACUGGUCCGCAAGGCGAACGUGGUGCUUCCGGCCCGAAGGGCGACAAGGGAGACCGCGGUGACCAGGGCGCGGCCGGACCGGAGGGCCUCCACGGAAGCAAGGGGGAACCGGGGCUGGAUGGGGCACCCGGUGUACAGGGCCCACCCGGCCCACCGGGACCUCCGGGGCUUCCCGAGAACUAUGAUACUAAUUGGAAUCCGUCGCGGAUGUUCAAGGAAUCCAUGCUGGGCGCACCGAUCCAGGGAAUGCGCGGUGGAUCGCCCGGGCUGAAGGGUGAACCGGGCGAGAAGGGCGAGAUCGGAUUCCCGGGCGAAAAGGGCGAACACGGCACCAAAGGUGACCGGGGUGAUCCGGGUCUGACAGGUGCCAAAGGUGAACGGGGUCAUCAAGGGGCGCACGGACAAACGGGGCCGAAAGGACCGCCCGGCAUACCGGGCAUACCGGGACUCCCCGGGCAGACGGGCGCCUCCGGACCGAAGGGUGAGAAGGGUAACACGGGCGAAUCGGGCCCGCCCGGUCCACCGGGACCGCCCGGCAUGGUCAUGCACACCGAGGGUGGCCGAAACGGAACGACCGAUCAGUGUCAGUGUCAGCCGGGGCCACCGGGGCCACCGGGCGCACGCGGUCCAUCCGGAUACGAUGGUGCGCCCGGACUUCCGGGCGAAACCGGACUUCCGGGCCAUCCGGGUCUGCCGGGCGACAAGGGCGAACGGGGACUGCCGGGCCCGAAGGGCGAGAAGGGGCCGGAGUUUAUCAUCAACGAAAACGCAGCAUUCAACUCGUCGCGGGCCAACAAAGGAGAGAAAGGCGAGCGUGGACAGCGUGGCCGCCGGGGGAAGACGGGCCCACCGGGACCGAUUGGGCCACCCGGCAAGCCUGGCGGUAUGGGUGAAACGUGGCCGGGACGACCGGGACCAAAGGGAGACCAGGGACCGAAGGGUGAAAAAGGCGACAGUAUGGCAAUGCGGGGCCUCAAAGGCGAUAAAGGCGAACGUGGCAUGAAUGGACGCGAUGGACUGCCGGGCCCGCCGGGUCUGCCCGCUGCCUCCGGUGACGGUGGCGUACAGUACAUCCCCAUGCCCGGCCCGCCGGGACCACCGGGACCGCCCGGACAGCCCGGCCCGCCCGGACUGUCCAUCGUCGGCGAGAAGGGUGAGCCCGGGAUGGAUUCGCGCAGUCCCUUCUACAGCGAUUCGCAGCAUGGAUUUUACGGUCGUCCGGGAGGUCGGUCCAGUUUGGACGAGCUGAAGGCACUGCGAGAGCUCAAACACCACAAGGACUACGAAGACAGCACGCUCGGACCGCCGGGACCGCCAGGACCGCCGGGACCGGCCGGACGGCCGCUGCACGACAGUGACGAGAUACCGAACAGCUACGGGGCCAACGUACGCAUCGUGCCCGGCGCAGUUACUUUCCAGAAUGCAGAAACGAUGUCAAAGAUGUCUUCCACGACUCCCGUCGGUACGCUCGCUUACAUAAUUGACGAGGAAGCACUUCUGGUACGAGUGAACAAGGGCUGGCAGUACAUUGCACUUGGAACGCUCGUGCCGAUUGCAACGGUACCGCCGCCCACCACCACGAUCGUUCCGCCGCAGCGUGCCGACCUGCAGGCGUCGAACCUGAUCCACAAUCUCCCGCAGCCCGGCGACGGCUCGGUGUUUACCGCCACGCCGGAGUAUGAGUCGUUACGGAUGGCAGCACUUAACGAACCGUACUCGGGCGACAUGCAGGGCAUCCGUGGGGCGGACUUCGCGUGCUAUCGACAAGCGCGCCGUGCCGGUCUCCUGGGAACGUUUAGAGCGUUCCUUUCGUCGAGAAUUCAAAACCUGGACUCGAUCGUACGGAUAGCGGAUCGUGAGCUGCCGGUCGUGAACACCCGCGGUGACGUGCUGUUCAACUCGUGGAACGGCAUCUUCAACGGACAGGGCGGGUUCUUCUCGCAAGCGCCCCGGAUAUACAGCUUCAGCGGGAAGAAUGUGCUCACCGAUAUGGCGUGGCCCCAGAAGCUGGUGUGGCACGGUUCCAGUGCGCACGGCGAGCGUGCGAUAGACACGUACUGUGACGCGUGGCAUUCGCAGACGCCGGACAAGGUCGGGCUGGCCAGCAGUUUGCUCGGUAACAAACUGCUAGACCAGGAACGGUACUCCUGUGAUAAUCGGUUCGUGGUGCUGUGCGUCGAGGCGGUCCCGCAAGACCGAAGACGGAAGCGACGCGACACUACCAGCCAACACGAGUUUGCCAACGAGAAGGAGUACAGCCAAUAUUUGCAGAGUAUCAGCGCACUGUAAAAAAAAAAGAAGCAAAACCACCCCAAGAGUCUCUGCAAGCGCAAGAAGUAAUCCCCCAGGAACCCUCAUACUACAUCCCGCUCACAAUACUCAGCGCAUCGCUAAUGUCCCAUCGGUACACCGCGCCAGUGACACGCAAGGAGUAGCAGUAGCCUCGAAAUAGUCCCAUCCAUCGGCUGCAAAAUUCACCGAAAUCAGAGCGUAAUCCAUAUCUGGCGGAACCGAUUUGCGAACGAACAGACAGGUUCCGAAACUCUCGCAAACAUAUACAAUGCAAAUGAUAAAUAAGCUAGGAACCUAAAUAGAUAAGCUAACAGAAUGUGGGAAAUUGAUUGGAAGAUUGGAAAUUUUAAAAACGAAACUUAAAAUAAGAAAAUCCAAUAAAAAAAGCUAACAAACAAAGCAAACAAGCUGGACAAGUGAAACACAGCCCCAGCCAGGCGUCACACUGCAUGGUUGCAGUCUACGCGCUGCCCGAAACUGAAGAUGAAUGAAAAUAAUGAUAAUAAGUAAUUUUAACAACAGUCCGUACCCGAACUACUAGUUACAUUAGCGAAUUGUUUUAACUGACAGUUUUUUUGUUUUACUUUACGUUUUAAUUGUUUAGCAAUUAUUGUAACAUAUGGUCAAGCGUCAAGCGGAUGUCAACGCUGCGUGACGCUAAUGUCAAACUAAACAAAACAAGAAAAGAAGAGAACAAAAUGAACAAAACACAAGUCAGUAAGUAGCAAGUAAGUAAAGUACAAGAAACUAAGAGAGCAAACGAGGGCGUUAAUGUGUUUAAGUGGUUAAGGUGGACAAUGUAAGCAAUGUAACGCGAUUCAAUUAACACAAACAUGAACAAAGCAAACGUGACAAAGCGCCCCCAUUAUCAAGUCUUCUAGCCAUGUCAGAAGGAGAAAGAGAAGGAGGAGGAGCAGUAGCAAAGGCGAAUGAAACUAAGAGUCAAAUUCAAUUCAAGUCAGCCCUCGCCAUGUUGAUAGUCAAAUUAAAAUCGAAAGCGCCCUCUCAAUCCAUCAAAAGCCAAUCAGUUUGUGCGUCUUAGUGUAGAUCUACUUAAUCUUUUCUCUUAGUGAACCUGCGCUGGCGAUACAUGAUUUUGAUGACAUACUUCUUCAUGCAGCGCCCAAUAUUCGCAGUCAGUGCCACAGAGAGAGAGAGAGCUAUCUGUUUGCCAUGUUUAAGUUCCCUAUUGCAAACUUUCACUACUUCUAUCACUCUACGUCUACUAAUACAACUUCUUCCGAUUACUACUAUCAUACACUAUCACACUAUUAGUGUACUGCAAAGCUCGAAACUCUUGUCAGUUCUGAAAACGCAAUCUUUUUAUCUGUUCAACCCGAUCGUAUAACUUGUACUAAAACUGUGAACAAAAAAAACACACACACACAGAAAGCUAGUUUUUACAUUAACGACAAGCAAAAUAAACCCUCGUGUUGUGAAUAGAAAUGCAGUGGCGCAGAGAAAAGGGAUCGGUAGAGAGAUAUUAAAACGCAGUAACGUUUAGUACUGCAAUGCGAUCACCAACUCAGCCACACUCAGCCCGUGUAAUGAGUGUGUGUAUGUAUUUGUUUUAGCUAUUUAAAAAAAUACAUUUAAUCGAAGCGUACAUCGCAGGCAUAAGGAUUCACUGGGUUAAAACAAUCGCGACAAAACCAAGCAAAACAUUCUGGGGAAAGAAAAACGUCUUACCGUACUUGUACUAAAAACCAACAUCAUUCAUACUGUCUAUCUCCCACCAAAUCGUAAUCCCUUUCCCUUUCCGUAGUUAAUAGGAUAACUUCCGAAACAAAACAAAACAAACCAUACAUUACUAGGCUAAUGGAAGCAGAGAGGAGGUGAAUUGUUUUUUUUUUUUUUUUUUUUUUUUGUUGUCCGUUCAAUUAUUUACAAUCAUAAGUACAUUGUGAACGAUGGUCAGCCAGACCGAUGGAUUGCAAAAUACAUACUAAAAACAAAAGAGUGAAUGCGUUUUCAAUGCAAUUAAAAUGCCAUCGUCAGCCAGCCGGGUGACAGUGUUGUGUCAUUUACAAUGCGCCCCAAGAGACGGCGGGAUGAAUAGAUGGAUGGGAAACUGUUUUAGGUGAUAAGAUUCGUGUAAGAAUUGCACUCCCUGUACAGAUACACACACAAGAAGAAAAAAAACAGGCACAUGCGAGAUGGGUGGUGAGAUAGAAACCGUUUAAAAGUCGAUAGAUAAUAAGCUAUUUAACUAAUAACGAUAAUGGAUAAAGUACAGCGAGUACAGGAGAAGAAACAGUGAACACAGAGAAAAAGUGAUGAACAACAAUUUUGUGCAAAUUACGUAGGUAAUGAGUUUAAGUAUCGUUUUUCAAGUUCGUUUUUGUCUAUAUCAGUGGAUAAGGGGGAGGGUCAAAGUCAAUACAAAAUUGCGCCCACCCCGGAUCGAUGGGUUGGAAUGGAAAAUAUUAAGAACAAAACAUGGUUCUGAUUAGAUGAAGCUGUUACUCUAGGCAAGGGAGAGAGAGAGAGAUAUUGGAACCGGGGGAACUGAACAUUUGACUUGCUGUAAUAAAAAUGAAAUUUAAUCUACAGAUUUA
Messenger RNA from Anopheles gambiae (African malaria mosquito), 9027 nucleotides. It is a transcript of the gene Mp, whose product is annotated as collagen alpha-1(XVIII) chain. Lineage: Eukaryota; Metazoa; Arthropoda; Insecta; Diptera; Culicidae. The record is from RefSeq and is a predicted model, not a curated record. The coding region runs from base 3548 to 6466 and encodes 972 amino acids. The transcript has 21 exons.